This is a messenger RNA of Cyclocybe aegerita, 1014 nucleotides long. Lineage: Eukaryota; Fungi; Basidiomycota; Agaricomycetes; Agaricales; Hemipholiotaceae. The record is from the annotation of a GenBank genome assembly.
AUGUCCGGCUUCUUCCCUUCUCUAGAGAGCUUUGCAAAGGGCACCCUCGCAACAGCUGCAACGCUGUCCACAGUUGGCGUUGGCCUUGUCUACUACGGCCAAAACUACCUGAUAUACCCAUCCGCCUUCCCGCCCGGGUCGAGGACAGAUGUUGCCGUGCCAUCCGACUUCGAACUACCCUAUGAGAACCUGGAGCUGAAGACGUCAGACGAUAUUUCACUGCGAUGUUAUCUGCUUCCUCAGAAGAAGGACUUGGGUCAUGCUGGAUAUCCUGUGGACACUACUCCCAACAUGACGGAGGAUGAGUUCAUUGCUAGCCGACCAACGGUGAUUAUGUUUCAUGGAAAUGGUGGAAACCUCGGUCAUCGAAUACCGCUUGCGGGCAUAUUCUACAAGCGAAUGCGUUGCAAUGUCCUGAUGGUGUCCUACAGAGGGUACGGCCACUCUGAAGGUUCUCCGUCAGAGAAAGGACUGCGGAUAGAUGCACAAACUGCACUUGACUACCUAACAACGCACCCGACCUUCAAGCAAACCCCAAUUAUACUCUACGGCCAGUCUAUUGGAGGCGCUGUCGCCAUUGACCUUGCCAGCAGCAAUCCGAUAAAGAUUGAAGCUCUCGUUCUCGAAAACACCUUCACUUCUCUUCCCGCUUUGGUACCACACGCCCUUCCAGUGCUUGGACCCUUCUCCUUCCUAUGCCACCAAAAAUGGACGUCAAUAGACAAAAUUCCCUCUAUUCCCGCGACGACGCCGAUUCUCAUGUUAAGUGGCAUGCGUGAUGAGAUCGUCCCGAAGGAACACAUGCGCGCGCUUUGGGAGGCUGUAGCGAAGAGGGGCGAGAAGAAGAAGGUUAAUGGCACAGAGUAUAAAGUCGGCCUGGAGAGGGCAAGGUUCAUGGAGUUUGAAUAUGGUGGACACAAUGACACUUGCACCCAACCGGGGUACUGGAGCUCGAUCGCUGAAUUCAUCGCAAGCCUUCGUGGAACACCUGAAGAGAAGAAGGCAGCCCUAUAG